Messenger RNA from Cinara cedri, 715 nucleotides. The record is from the annotation of a GenBank genome assembly. NCBI's taxonomy places the organism in Eukaryota, Metazoa, Arthropoda, Insecta, Hemiptera, Aphididae.
AUGACACGACAAUAUGAGAAAAGAAAUAAUAUAGAAAUACAACAAUUAUAUAAAGAGCCAGACAUAGUAGCAGUAUUAAAAAAUAGGAGAAUGGCAUGGGCCGGUCAUGUAUGGAGGUCAAAUGGUCUUAUGAAAGAGGUUUUAAAAUGGAAACCCCAGGGAAAAAGACCACUUGGCAGGCCGAAACAAAGGUGGAUUGACAAGGUGGAGAAGAAUUUAGCAGAGAUUGGAAUACGAGAUGGAGAAACAAUAGCCCAGGACAGAGACAGAUGGAGCAAGUUUGUGUUGUGGUAAUGGGCCUCAAUGGCCUUUUAAAAACCGAUGAAGAAGAAGAAGAUAAUUUGAGUUAAAUAUAAUAUAAUCAUACACAUACUUUGACCCAGACAGCAUUCUGGAAUUCUGGAGGAAUUACUGCCAAAAGCUGUACACAGACCCAGAUGAGCACAUUGGCAAUGGAAUCACGUAUGGUGAACAGGAACCAGGAAUUCUCUCAGAAGAAAUUGAACAGGCAGUGUCAAGGUUGAAGAAUAAUAAGGCACCUGGAUCAGAUGAAAUCACUGCAGAAAUGCUGAAACUAUCUGGAGAUAAAGGAGUAAAGAUCUUAUGGAAACUGUGCAAUGAGGUUUGGACCACGGGAGCCUGGCCAGAAGACUGGGUGGAAUCGAUCUUCAUACCACUUCAUAAAAAAGGAUCUACUGAAGACUGCAGCAACUAA